Messenger RNA from Penicillium macrosclerotiorum, 393 nucleotides. RefSeq lists its product as uncharacterized. The coding region runs from base 1 to 393 and encodes 130 amino acids. The transcript has a single exon. NCBI's taxonomy places the organism in Eukaryota, Fungi, Ascomycota, Eurotiomycetes, Eurotiales, Aspergillaceae. The record is from RefSeq and is a predicted model, not a curated record.
AUGCAUCCGCAGGACGGACAGCCAUUCGAGGAGAACCUCAAUAACUGCGAACAGCAAAUAUUCGAGGCUCCAGACACGUCGACAAAACGGCCCAGUCGGCCCGAAACAAAGCGAAAGAUGCAUCAUUCAGCAAACAACUAUACUUCAGAGUUAGAGCCUGUGCACGAGGCCGAAGGAGAUGGCUACGAAAAAGACCCACGAUCACUUCAAAAAGAGUGGCUGGCGUUGAAGCCACUUGAGGAAAAGGCCUCAAACGAGCUGAGGGAGUUGAUGAUAUGGAGGAAGAAAAUUGAAAGACAAUUGAUGGAGUUAGAAGUACGGAAGAAGGAUCUUGAAGAGAUUAAAUAUGCUGCAAGCAUUGCUGGCAAGGCUACUAGGAUCACUUACCACUAG